This is a messenger RNA of Penicillium digitatum Pd1, 2832 nucleotides long. Lineage: Eukaryota; Fungi; Ascomycota; Eurotiomycetes; Eurotiales; Aspergillaceae. The record is from RefSeq and is a predicted model, not a curated record.
AUGGUGCGACAAACACCACCUCACUCCGCAAGGAGCCGGGCGACGCCCUCCCGUCAACCUAAACGCCAGAGACAGACAGAUGACCAUACUCCAGAUGUCUAUCAAGAACUGUUGGAGGAGGCUGAAGCUAAAGAUCCCGAGCAAUUUGCUUUGAACAGACCAAUUAAGAGACGCAAGGCCGGAGAUAUGAAAGCUAUCCCCGUGGGGCUAGGGGCCUCGGAACAAACAGAUCAGGACACAGAAGCAAACAAACAUAGCACCCAAUCAGUGCAAACUGUUUAUGAUUCAUCGACAUCGGAAGAAUCAGAUGUUGACUGGGAAGAUGUUGAAUUGCAGCAACCGCCCCUGUCCCUGUUGAAUAGACGCUUGGCGUCUGAAGGCGACAAUGAGAUGCUCCAGAUCACACUAGAGCAAGAACCCGAGAAGCACAAAAGAGCAGGCCAAAGAAGGAAGCCCUUAAAUGGAGCUGAGAGAAAAGCUAGACUUGAUGUGCAUAAAUGUCAUCUUCUUUGCCUCCUUGGCCACGUUCAGUUACGCAACAUGUGGUGCAAUGACGAGGGUUUACAGGAAUUCCUGAAGAAGACACUCUCUAGGAAAGUAAUCGCUCUUCUGCAUCCAGAUGAGGAUAAACCGCAUUAUAGCAGAUCCACCACGUUUAUGGAUGGUCUCAACCAGGCUGCAGAUACUUUCACACGCAGAUUUCAGGUCACCAAACCAGGAAUGAAACGGGCUCAUUGGGCGGAAGAUGAAUCGCAAUUAAAGCAGAAAUUGGAGUCAAUCAUGCCAAAUGCCGAAGUCUUUUUGUCCAAAGGGGAUUUCCGUACCCAAGCUAAGACAAUGCAAGGUUCCCGGGACUUCGGGGCUCAGCUAUUCUGUGCCCUUUUACGGUCUGUAGCCGUAGAGGCGAGACUUGUUUGCUCAUUACAACCGCUGCCAUUGUCUGGCACUGUGAAAGACAUAACGCCGUCUAAACCAAAGCAUCAACAUAUUGUGAUAUCCUCAGACGAUCCUGGAUCCUCAACAGAUGAACGCAGCAAGAGCGAAAAAUCACCUGCAGCUCCAAGGCCUCGACGGAUUGGACAGCCUAAAUUCGCCCCCUCUCGCCCCCCUCAACCAAAAUUCCACUCGGGCCCGGUUCCGAUAUUGCGAGACUCAUCAUUUCCAGUGUUUUGGGUGGAAGCGUUCAACGAAGCUGCACAUAAAUGGGUUUCAAUUGACCCUAUCGUAACAAAAUCCCUUGCAAAACCUUCGAAAUUUGAACCGCCUGCGAGUGACUCUUUAAAUGUGAUGAACUAUGUGGUUGGAUUCGAGGAUGACGCAUCCGCGAGAGACCUCACUCGUCGCUAUGUUAAAGCCUUUAAUGCAAAGACGCGGAAACUGCGCGUGGAGUCCACACGGAAUGGCGAGGAAUGGUGGGAUAGGGCUCUAAAGGCCUAUGAAAAACCCUUCUUCGAGGAUCGUGAUGAGGCAGAAAUUAGUGAAUUAACAUCCAAAUCAGCAGCUGAGCCCAUGCCACGCAAUAUCCAGGACUUUAAGGACCAUCCUGUCUAUGCGCUUGAGCGUCAUGUCCGUCGCAAUGAAGUGAUUUACCCCAAGCGAAUCAUUGGACACGUGGGGUUGGGGAAAAGCACAGCACGGAGUGAGACAUCAGAACCCGUUUAUCGUCGAUCUGACCUGCAUAUUGUGCGAAGCUCCGAUAAAUGGUAUCGCCUUGGGCGGGAUGUUAGAGUUGGCGAGCAGCCUCUUAAGCGUGUUUCUGCAAGUCGAAACAAGGGCGGGGGCUUGAGUGAUGAUGAAGAUGAAAAUGAGCCCCAGGAGACUACACUAUACGCCGAGUUCCAGACAGAAAUCUACGUUCCACCACCGGUGGUUCAGGGAAGAAUCCCGAAGAACACAUAUGGAAAUCUCGAUGUCUAUGUGCCCAGCAUGGUUCCGCCUGGCGGAGUUCACAUCAAGCGGCCGGAGGCAGUUCGAGCAGCUCGAAUCCUUGGCAUUGACUAUGCCGACGCAGUCACUGGGUUUGAAUUUAGAGGCCGUCGAGGCACGGCUAUACUCGGGGGGGUUGUUAUUGCUAUUGAGUACCAAGAGGCGCUUGAGGAAGUUAUGAGGGGUCUCGAGGAUGAGAGGCGGCAUGCUGCACUGGAAGCAAGAGCUGCGGAGGCUCUGAGGUUCUGGCGGCUGUUUUUGAUAAAGCUUAGGAUUGCAGAGAGGGUCAAGGAAUAUGCUGGCGAUGACGAAGAACAGGUCGAGGACAUCGAGGAUGAAAUGGAUGUUGAAGAUGCUGGUGGUGGUUUCUUCCCUGAACCAGACCAACCAGCUGUUGGCCCGUUUCUGGAAGCUCUUGGAAAGGGGAGAGUGGUGCAUGAUCAGCAUUUUCCCGACGAAUACGUGGAAAAUGAAAUAGAACCGCCCUUCCAAGAGGUUCAUACUCUUGGAGGGGGGUUCCUGCCCGAUAAUCCUCUAGCCCCAGACCCGGUGGAACCUCAAAGGCCUGCGCCAUUGACCAUAACCCGGGCAUCGAUUCCCAAGAGUAUUGCCAGGAACAAAGCAUCAAAAACGCCUCGCUACUCACUGGUAGUUGUACCAAACCACAGCUCAAACUCGAUAUCCGUACCCCAGGUUCUCGCAGGAUCAUCCGACAAGGCUCCUACCGCCAUAGAUCUAUCGACAUAUGGUGGAUCCAAAUCAGCAAGUGUGGUUAAUGUCUCCCGGCCACCGUCACCAGUGCCCAGUUCUAAUUCUGACAGCGAGAUCGAGAAGGGAUCUUUGCUUUCUGAGGACCCUGAAGAUGAGGAUGCUAUUCCCGAGUGGCUGAUGUCUGAUGAGGACUAA